AUGGCUGAAGACGCGAAACUGAAGAAGAACCAUAUGGCGAUAGUCUUGGGCAUCGGACUUGGAGUGGUGCUGCUUAUCGCACUUAGUUUGAUUCUGACAAUACUCAUCAACCGCCGGGACAGGCAGUCAUUCUUGAGAUCAAGGAAAAAUCCUACUGAGCGGUUGCGCAAGUUGGACAAGGUCUCGCCAACUUGUACCCUCGAGAAGUGGUGGGCGACCACGAAGGGGAAUCUCGGACUGUCCGAGGCCGUCGAUGGACAGUUCGUUUGCGCCGUUUGUUUGGAGCAGGUAGACCGCACGCAGGAGAUCCGCGACCUGCGGUGCUUGCACGUUUUUCACCGGGAAUGCCUGGAGAAGUGGUUCUUGGGUGACCAUUUCAAUUGCCCGCUGUGUCAUCGCGCAUACUAUGUGGCAGACACACCUCCCCGCACAGAUUAUCUGUGGAUGGUAUGA
Penicillium roqueforti is the source of this 453-nucleotide messenger RNA. Its product is annotated as putative RING finger domain protein. The record is from RefSeq and is a predicted model, not a curated record. The transcript is spliced from 3 exons. Gene Ontology annotation, molecular function: ubiquitin protein ligase activity. Gene Ontology annotation, biological process: protein ubiquitination. The coding region runs from base 1 to 453 and encodes 150 amino acids. Lineage: Eukaryota; Fungi; Ascomycota; Eurotiomycetes; Eurotiales; Aspergillaceae.